CCCAGGGCCCGCAGCAGGCCAGCAACGCCAACAGGCCAGCUCCUCAGCCCGUGUCUGCUUUCCCUUCCUUCUCCUCCUACUCUUCUCUCCUCUCACACUCUCCAUUCUUCGUCAUCUCGCUCAUCUUGCGGAUCCUUUUCUUGUCUCUCUUCCUCCUCCUACUACUUCUGCCUCUUCCCAGAAAAAACCUCUGACCCAUACACUCGCUCACCCAAAACACGCCUCUCUUCCUCUUCCGCCCUCUCGGUUCUUUGGUUGUAAUAUUUCUCCCUCACACCCCCCAACCAGACGUUUUUGAUUCCAGCCACAUCACGCUCGUUCACCUUGCAUCCUACCAAAACUGGCGGCUCCAAGUAGUUGGGACAGCUGGGAAGUCGCCCAGGGCUACGACUCUGGCUCACGUCCCCCUUCCUUUCAAGCCCAUCAACACCAACAACCUCCUCACCCCUACAGCCACCAUCCUCGACCGACCACCUUGGCCGCCUACCCCGGGAACGACAACGCCGCCGCCGCCAUGGACGACGACACGCGCAGCAACAGUGGCAACACCCUCCGUCCCUUGUCUCAACCCGCGAUGAAUUCGAGAUUCCCUUCGCUAAGACGUCUCAACUCGACGGAACCCUACCGACAUCGGUCCCUACCUGCUGAACCCUCACCUGGCUCCGACCGCGCCAGCAGUGAGAUUACCUUCGCUGUGCUGUACGACGAUGGCCCCGACUAUCAUGUCGGCCACUAUGACGAGGAGGGAUCCAUGCAGACCGCUCGAAACGGACGCGAUUCCAUGAACUCAUAUGCUCCUUCUUUCCGCACCCGCGACUCGAGGCUGGUCAGUGACGACAAUUACCUCGAUCGAAAUCCCGACUUCGUCGCCAACCAGAGGUUACUCGCAGAAGGCUACCUCAACAGUAAUGACUCCUUUUAUGACCAGUCCGUACCGCGUUAUCCCACUCAAUCUGAAGAGACGCUCGCAAUGAAUGCACUACACAAUGGUUAUGGUCGCGACGAGAAGCGACCCCUUUCGCAACAAAUGACUCCACCAAUGGACCGUGCUCAGAGCAAACAUUCCCACGAGUCUUGGUGCACUUGUGACGAAGACCAUGGCCAUGGCCACGGUCUGGGGAUGUCGGACAGAAAGGACCCGAGCAAGUUUGACCUCGAGUCACAAAAUGCUCCCCCAACACCGACUCCGUUCCUGCCCAAGGAGAAAGGGCCUGGUGGCCCUGGAGGCCCAGGAGGUCCACCUGGCGGUGAUAACCCGUACAAGGUUCAGUUCGAAGGUCCUAAUGAUCCUCUCAAUCCGAAGAAUUGGCCAUCGAAGAAGAAGUGGGCUGUGACUGGCCUUACCGCAUCCUUCACCUUCCUCUCCCCCUUGGCUUCGUCCAUGGUUGCCCCUGCUAUCCCACAGAUCGCGAAGGACUUUGGCAUCACCAACACGAUCGAACAGCAGAUCGUUCUCUCCAUCUUCGUCUUGGCAUAUGCUAUCGGUCCAAUGUUCUUGGGUCCUCUGUCCGAACUUUACGGGCGCGUUAUCAUUCUACAGUCUUCCAACAUUAUAUUCUUGGCGUUCAACACCGCCUGUGGAUUUGCCCAGACGAAAGAACAAUUAAUGGCAUUCCGUUUCUUGUCUGGUCUUGGUGGCUCUGCUCCUCUGGCCAUUGGUGGUGGCGUGCUGGGCGAUCUCUUCAAGCCUGAAGAGCGUGGAAAGGCCAUGGGUAUUUACGCCAUGGGCCCCCUGCUCGGCCCUGCUAUCGGCCCUGUCGUUGGUGCUUGGGUCGCUGAGAAGUCAACCUGGAGAUGGAUGUUCUAUGCAAGCUCCAUUGUCAACCUGUUCAUUCUCGUCGGCGGGUUCUGGAAACUCAGAGAAACCUACGCGCCCUAUAUCCUCCACAAGAAGGCCAAACUAAUCCGCACACGAACCGGCGACAACAAAUAUCGCGCCGACGGCGAAGGCGAGGUUGACCAGCCCAUCUGGAAGAAGAUUGCCAAGACCAUGGGUCGAUCUUUUGGCAUGCUGUUCACCCAGCCUAUCGUUCAAGUCCUGGCACUCUACAUGGCAUUCUCCUAUGGUAUCCUUUACCUGGCGCUGUCGACCUAUUUUGAGCUUUUCCUCAACGUGUACCAUGAAAGUGUCGGCAUCUCUGGUCUCAACUAUCUGUCCCUGGGUCUUGGUUUCUUUAUCGGUGCCCCUGUGUGCGGCAAGUCAGGCGACAAGAUCUACCAGAAACUCAAGGCCAAAGACCCUCGCGGUAAGGGAAAGCCCGAAUAUCGAAUGCCGCUUGUCAUCCCCUUUUCACUCUUCGUACCUACUGGCCUCCUUGUAUACGGGUGGUCAGCUCAAAAUGUCACUCACUGGAUUGUCCCUAAUAUUGGCGCCUUUCUCUUCGGUAUUGGUACGAUCGCUGCUUUCCAGUGUGUCACCACGUAUCUCGUCGACUCGUACGGUCCGCUGGCAGCGUCGGCCGUAGCUGCAGUCACCAUUCUUCGAUCAUUGGCUGGUUUCGGUUUCCCUCUGUUUGCUCCUGCUAUGUACAAGGCCCUUCAAUAUGGCUGGGGUAACACCGUCCUAGCUUUGGCUGCCAUUGGUAUUGGUACUCCAAUCCCUAUUAUGCUAUGGCUCUUUGGUGAGAAACUCCGAAAGCGAAGCUCUCUCACCAUGAAAGGUCCUCCUCCUGGAAAGGGCGGUCCUGGAGGCAAAGGACCUGGAGCUCCCGGUGGUCCUCCGGGGGGUCCGAUGAAGGGACCUGGUGGUCCUGGAGGGCCUGGAAUGGGUCCAGGAGGUAUCCCAAGCGGUCCUCCACCUCCUUUCCCUGGCGGUCCAUCUAACGGUCCUCCUGGAAAGCACUAAUUACUUGACACGAAACGACCUACAAAAAAGAAAAUGAAAGUCACAGCAAGCAUUAUAUUUAAUAAUAUAAUCCACCACCCUCAUCACACAACCUUGUAUCUAUGUCAUCAUCAUCAUCAUCAUCCUACCUGUCAGAACUUUUGUUUACUAUGUCAUGAGCGGGACCGGCGUUUUAUGGUGGGCGAGAUAUUUCUUCGCCAUUGAGAAGGGUAUUCGGGACCUAUUUUUUUCUCUCUCUUGAAGGUUGAUUGCACGUCAACCUUUGCAGGCGAUAUAUGGAGAACAUACACAAAUUCCUAUGUCGUAUCAUGUUUUCUUAUGGGAUCUUGAACGAGUCGUCAGACCCUGGACUGAGACAUUGUCUAGCAGAAGAUCAGAUCCUCGUGAGAUGUUGUGGUAUGUUUGUGGGAGUGUAGCGGAGUGAACUUUUGGCUGGGAGAGGGAAUAUGGAUACUACGGGGAAAUGGGAAAUGCAGACGAGAUGAUGGAAAUUUUUCUUGUCAAUUAUUUCCUUUGAUCGUCCUAAGUUCGUCGUUAGAAUCCAGAAAAAAUUUUCAUGAUCGCAAACCAAGACAAA
Molecule: messenger RNA, 3422 nt
Organism: Exophiala oligosperma
Lineage: Eukaryota; Fungi; Ascomycota; Eurotiomycetes; Chaetothyriales; Herpotrichiellaceae
Exons: 2
Coding region: 515-2845 (776 amino acids)
Biological process (GO): transmembrane transport
Molecular function (GO): transmembrane transporter activity
Source: RefSeq, a predicted model, not a curated record